AUGGAUCCGAUGACGCAUCCCAUCAGCCAUGGAAAUGAGGGUAUUGUCAACCUACGGCAGGAAACUGCCGCCAUCCGGGCAAUGGGCCUACCACAAAAGGGAUUCCCAAUAGUUUUUGUUCCUGGAUUCAGCGGUUGGGGACGACCCCUUCUUGGAACGGUGAACUAUUUCGGUGGUUUUGAGAACUUGCCCUUGAUCUUGUCUCAGUUGGACUAUAACGUCAUUGUGGUUCGCAUUGGCCCUAUCUCAUCCAAUAAAGAGAGAGCCUGCGAGGUCUUCGCACAGCUCACUGCCGGGGGAUUCGACCUUCCGGGCACACCCACCACUUUCGUACCAGUGAACUUUGGCAUUAAUCACCCAGCUGAAGAUCUGGGACUUGUUGCGGGCGCUGAAACUCCCCGAGCAGUCCUUUAUCAGGCUUCAGGAAAUGCCCUUCCUAUCGACUGGAAAUGGAGUGAUACUAAUAAAGUCAACUUCAUCUGCCACUCACAAGGUGGUACAACUGUCCGAUGCCUUAUCGAACUAUUAUCUGGAAUAAGUGAUCGAAACUUAACAGCGUUUCGCGGUGUUGACCGCCAGCCCUGGGUCAAUUCCGUGGUCACCAUAGGCACACCACACAAAGGUACAACUGUGACAGAUGUAGUGAAUGAUCUUAUUACGCCAACUGGCUUAGACCCACUGGUGGACUUGAUCACCUCGUGCUCAUUUGAAGAUAGACAGGAUAGGGUUUACGACCUCCACCUAGACCAUUGGGGAUUCGCUAAUCCUUCAAGACAAACUUACCAAGCUAUGCGUGCGAGGAUUGCCCCGGCAGUUACCACUUGGUGGGUUGGACGAUACAACGGAUUCUACGACAACAGUGUUCGGGGUAUAAACGCACUUGACUCGUUUGCACCGGUUCCUUCGAGACAUACCUAUUACUUCACAAUGUCUUUCUGUGCCACAACCUCAUUCCCGAACGAAACCCUUACUGCUCAAGAAAUCAAUGACUUCAUCGCAUUAUUUCCAUAUUCCAUUAAUCCGUUCGGGGUGGGGGGGCUUCUUCUAGCUCCGUUACAGUUUCUCGGCCCAUCAGCUCGUGCAGCAUUAGGCUGGAUGAUUGCCGUGGCGAACAACCAUCUCGGGCCUCUAGGAUAUUUCUCUCGGAUUCCUCCACCCGGCAAUCAAAUACCCCGACCAGAUGUGCUCCCACUCCUGUCGUACCCUGCCUAUGCCAUGGGAGGGCGCAACAUACCACCUGGAGUUGCGAUGCCAGGCAUUACAUCGGAGGAGUUUCAGCCCAACGAUGGCAUCGUUAAUACCUUAUCAAUGGAUGGACCAAUGACUGGACCUGUGAAUCAUGGAAGUUUUGCAGCUCAGCUCGACGCAAGCGGCCCUGCAGACGCCAAGGCAAUUUACUGGCAUUUGGGGACAAAUUCAACCAUUGAUCAUGCCGACCAAAUCGGCGCAUUUACAAAUCGUAUUACCAGUGAUGAGGUACAGGUGAUGUAUAUGUUGUUUGCAGAGCUUAUAGACCGUCUGGGACCAGCAGCUAUCCCGACCACGACUCCAAGUUCU
Messenger RNA from Clonostachys rhizophaga, 1557 nucleotides. NCBI's taxonomy places the organism in Eukaryota, Fungi, Ascomycota, Sordariomycetes, Hypocreales, Bionectriaceae. The record is from the annotation of a GenBank genome assembly.